UGAAGUUAGCAGCUCACACGCAACGAGAAUUUUUGUGUAAUCAAAAACUCCAGACAAGAAACUAUCGAGUCAACUCAAGAUCGGACGCCGAAGACAGUCACAUCGGAGACGGGAAAAACAUCAGGAAAAUUAAAAAGUUAAAUUUUUCCUUGAGAUCUGAUAUGCUACAAUGAACCAAUCCAGAGAAAAUGGGCAACCUGCUCAUCAGGAUCUGCGAGGUGUCAAGAUGGGAAGUGUGACAAAUCCCAGGAGAUUUCGAAAUCAAGACUUUGAAUCUCUAAGAGAAAUUAACCUGAAAAACAAAGUGUUAUUUGAAGAUGAAACAUUCCCAGCAAACAUGAAAAGUAUUGGUCCGAAGCUGGAAAAAGAGUUCAAAUCACGUAAAAUAGAAUGGAAGAGGCCGAAACCAAGUGAAUGCCCUCGUCUAGUGGUGGAUGGUAUUUCUUUAUUUGACAUUAUACAAAGUGGACUAGGUGACUGCUGGGUCUUAUCAGUUCUUGGGGCUCUCACUUAUAAAGAAAACCUGCUGAAGAAUAUAUUCCCGUUAAAUCAAGAAUAUGAUCGAAGCUAUAGUGGUAUCUUCCAUUUCCGGUUCUGGAGUUUUGGUGAGUGGUGGGAUGUCGUAGUCGAUGACAGGCUGCCAUAUUUAGAUGGAAAACAUUUAUCUGCUAGACCAUCAACUGAAAAUGAAUUAUGGCCUUGCCUUUUGGAGAAAGCCUAUGCAAAGCUCCUCGGAUCAUAUCAAAACUUGCAUUUUGGAGUACCUGCAGAAGCCUUUACAAACUUUACCGGUGGACUGGCGAUGUCAUUUGAAUUGAAAAGUGAUAUUGAGCUACCUGACCUGUUUCACAUGAUUAAAUAUGCGUGUCUAGAGACCGUCAUGAUAUGCACCACAAAAAUUAAGGAUGGAACAGAAAGAAACAGAGGUAACAGUAUCCCAUCCUUGUAUAAACAUAAGCUAAUGCGGAGGGGCAGUGUGCCUGUCAUUUCAAUUCCUGAAAAUGUUCACCUGGGGAAUGGAUUGGUGGAAAGCCAUUCAUAUUCUAUUGUUGGCACAGCACAGGUUCAUUUUCGAAACCAAUUGGUGAAUUUAAUUCACAUCUGGAACCCUUGGGGCUAUGGAGAAUGGACUGGAGCCUGGAGUGACAUGUGUCCAUUUUGGAAGGAAGUGCCUGAAGCCGAAAGCCAGUCUCUGCUCGUAAAGAGGGAAGACGGAAUGUUCUAUAUGUCUUUUGAAGACUUUGUCGCACACUUUUUUAAAUUGGUGAUCUGCAGCCCUUUACCAGACUUCUUGGAUUGGGACUAUCAGCCUAAACAAUGGUACAGGCAAAUGUUCUGGAACACCUGGCCUAAAGGAAUCGUAAAUAAAAAUGGUGACAGGCAAGAUUUGAUUUUCAAGAAUCCACAAUAUCUGAUACAAAUAAAUGACAGUGAUGCGGUGGUGAAAGGGUUCAAUGUGGUGAUAUCGCUCAGGCAACAUCCAGCAAACCAGAAGAAGUUUCACGGGGAAUGGCCAUCAGUAGCAUAUCAAAUUAUACCAGUGGAUUCCAAGGUAUGGACAUUAAGAAGAAUGUUGGAUGUAGAUGGCAAAAUAAAUACUAAAACUGGAAAAUAAAACCUAGUAAAUAAAGGACAGACUAAUAUCAUUUUAUAAUUCAAAAGAAAAACUGCAGAGUUCUCAGACUCACAAUCAAUUUGCUUCAAGAUUGGA
Molecule: messenger RNA, 1711 nt
Organism: Pelobates fuscus (common spadefoot toad)
Lineage: Eukaryota; Metazoa; Chordata; Amphibia; Anura; Pelobatidae
Product: calpain-2 catalytic subunit-like
Exons: 15
Coding region: 170-1615 (481 amino acids)
Biological process (GO): proteolysis
Cellular component (GO): cytoplasm
Molecular function (GO): calcium-dependent cysteine-type endopeptidase activity
Source: RefSeq, a predicted model, not a curated record